Oncorhynchus masou masou (cherry salmon) is the source of this 2008-nucleotide messenger RNA. Its product is annotated as potassium channel subfamily K member 5-like. Gene Ontology annotation, molecular function: outward rectifier potassium channel activity; potassium ion leak channel activity. The record is from RefSeq and is a predicted model, not a curated record. The transcript is spliced from 5 exons. NCBI's taxonomy places the organism in Eukaryota, Metazoa, Chordata, Actinopteri, Salmoniformes, Salmonidae. Gene Ontology annotation, cellular component: plasma membrane. The coding region runs from base 284 to 1639 and encodes 451 amino acids. Gene Ontology annotation, biological process: potassium ion transmembrane transport; stabilization of membrane potential.
CUCGGUUGUGGAAAUCAGAAAGGCACAUUACGUUUUUCUGUCUCUUUGAAAAUGAUACUAUAGGCUAAACAAUGGCGCACACCUGAAACGAUGUCUUGUAUGUGGACUGGGUUGAAUUUGUCCUCCUCCGUUGUAUUAUCACAAUCCCAGUCUCCCACGUUUGUAAUUACCCAGCACAGGAACCAGGAAGAGAAGUUUGAAUGCAACACGCGUCCUAUUUUUUGUUUUGGGCAACAAUUCUGAUGCGAGUUUUAUAAUGAGGAUUACUUUUAAGUGAUCGGCAAUGUCUGAUAAGGGUCCUGUAUUAACGUCAGGAAUCAUUUUUUACCUAUCGAUCGGGGCAGCAAUAUUUCAAAUACUUGAAGAACCCAAUUGGAAACUGGCCAAAUCCGAAUAUUCCCGUCAAAAGGAAAACAUUCUUAAAACAUAUCCGUGCUUGACUAAAGAAGAUCUGAACUAUAUUUUGGGGGUGGUGUCAGACGCUGCUGGACAAGGUGUGACCAUCACUGGAGAGAAUACCUACAACAACUGGGACUGGACCAAUUCGGUUGUCUUUGCUGCCACUAUUGUCACUACCAUAGGUUAUGGGAAUGUUGCCCCAAAGACGGCUGGUGGCCGUAUAUUCUGCAUCCUGUAUGGCCUGUGUGGGAUCCCUCUCUGCCUCACCUGGAUUAGUGAGCUGGGCUCGUUCUUCGGAGACAGAGCCAAGCGCCUGGGACAGGUCCUGGUACUCAAAGGCCUUAGUGUGAAAAAGGUCCAGUUGAUCUGCACGGCCAUCUUCCUCCUGUGGGGUCUGCUGGUACACCUGGUGAUCCCCCCGUUUGUGUUCAUGUCCCUGGAGGGAUGGUCGUACCUGGAGGGCUUCUACUUCUCCUUCAUCACCCUCACCACUGUCGGCUUCGGGGACUACGUCGCAGGUAUCAAUCCAAACAUAGACUACCCAAGGCUGUACCGGGUGUUUGCAGAGGUGUGGAUCUACAUGGGUCUGGCCUGGCUGUCUCUGUUCUUCAGCUGGAACGUCCACAUGGUUGUGUCGGCUCACAAGGUCCUGAAGAAGAGAAGGCAGAGACACAGGAUGGACCACCUGGACCAUCGAUGGCAGCUCGAGAAGGACGACAUCCGCAGCCCUCGCCGCCUCCCCACCGCCGUCGACAUCUUCAACUUCCUGUCUGAGAAGCAUGAGGACUACAGCACCGCCAUCAGGCAGAUUGGCGCUGCCGCGAAGCCGAAGCCAAAGACGGAAUUCAAGGAGUUGAGUCGUUCAAAGAGCUGUAGUGACAUCCUGGGGACGAAUAUCCAAACCCUGGAGCAUUCCCCACGCCGCCUGAGGCGCCACCUUAGCAUCAGUCACAAUAUGUUACUAAGCAGCUUUGGGAUGGGAGAGGAGGGGCAGAGGCUUAUCGAGGAUGACCCUGUCUUUAUGAAAGACCCUGUGUUUGAGGAGAACUGUCUGGAUAGGGACACUAGAGCGAAGGCUGUUUAUGUGUCCAACUCAAAAGAGAACCUAAACCCCGCCGAUCUAGGUCCGAACAUCAACAAAGAGGAGAAUGUUCAGAAUCAAGAUGGUGGAGAGAAUAGGUUUACUGUAUCAAAGGUAGUGGAGGGGGAUUCGGGAGAGGAGAAUGAUGAGAAAGGCUGAAGCCUGGGAUCCAUCCUCUUCAUGGAGAACUGAAUGAUGUCAUCAAAAGGGGACUAUCUCGCUCUCAUAGAAGUUUGGUUGGUGCAGAAAACCUGUGAAUUCAGAUAAAGUAAAUGGUAUGAUGGGUCUGUGAUGGGUCCGCAGAGCAUCACAACUUUUUAUUUAUUGUACCCAUCACACCUUUUAAUUUAUCACCCCAUCACACCUUUUAAUUUAUCACCCCAUCACACCUUUUAAUUUAUCACCCCAUCACACCUUUUAAUUUAUCACCCCAUCACACCUUUUAAUUUAUCACCCCAUCACACCUUUUUAUUUAUCACCCCAUCACACCUUUUAAUUUAUCACCCCAUCACACCUUUUUAUUUAUCA